CGCUCAAGCGUAGCCAACAGCAGCCGGUCCGGUUGGCGUUGUACGUACAUAAUCAGUUGCACUUGGUUGGACCGUUCGUCAUUCGCAGUUGAACGUUCAGGAAAGUAGACCGUCGUGAUUUUCGUUCUGCCAAGUAGAAGGAGGACUUAAGCGGUCCCAUUAAAAAAAUUAGGGUGUGAGAAUUCAAAGUGCACAAAUACUGUGAAUAGCUACUUAAUUUUGCAUCAAAGAUGCAUGCUAUUAGUAAGGUUCUAGUGGUUCUGGCGGCGGUUAGCCUAGUGGCAGCCAAGGUGUACUUCAAGGAAGAGUUUAAAGAUGACUCAUGGGAGAAGAACUGGGUUCAGAGCGAACACAAGGGCGUGGAGUAUGGAAAGUUCGUUCGAACGGCUGGAAAAUUCUUCAACGACGAGGAUAACGACAAAGGUCUUCAAACGUCGCAGGAUGCCCGUUUCUACGCCAUGUCGACCAAGUUCGAACCGUUCUCGAACAAGGACGACACGCUGGUGAUUCAGUUCUCGGUGAAGCACGAGCAGAACAUCGACUGCGGGGGCGGAUACCUGAAGGUGUUCGACUGCAACGUCGACCAGAAGGAUCUGCACGGCGAUACGCCCUAUCUGGUGAUGUUCGGUCCGGACAUUUGCGGUCCAGGUACCAAGAAGGUGCACGUAAUCUUCAGCUACAAGGGCAAGAACCACCUGAUCAACAAGGACAUCCGCUGCAAGGACGACGUCUACACUCACUUCUACACACUGGUGGUGAAGAGCGACAACACGUACGAGGUGCUGAUCGACAACGAGAAGGUUGAGUCGGGAUCGCUAGAGGACGACUGGGACUUCCUGGCACCGAAGAAGAUCAAGGAUCCGGAGGCCAAGAAGCCAGAAGAUUGGGAUGACCGUGCUACCAUUGCCGAUCCGGAAGACACCAAGCCAGAGGAUUGGGACAAACCAGAGCACAUCCCAGACCCAGAUGCCACCAAGCCGGACGAUUGGGAUGACGAAAUGGAUGGCGAAUGGGAACCACCGAUGAUCGAUAACCCCGAGUACAAGGGUGAAUGGAAACCGAAGCAGAUCGAUAACCCCAACUAUAAGGGAGUCUGGGUGCACCCGGAAAUUGAUAACCCAGAAUAUGUCGAAGAUAGCAAUCUGUACCUGCGCGAAGAGGUUUGCGCUGUUGGUUUGGAUCUGUGGCAAGUCAAGUCCGGAACCAUCUUCGAUAAUUUCCUGUUCACGAAUGACGUCGAAGAAGCAAAGAAGGUCGCUGCCGUUUUCAAGGAAACCCAGGAGGGCGAGAAAAAGGUGAAAGAAGCCCAGGAGGCUGAAGAGCGAAAAAAGGUAGAAGAAGAAGCCAAGGCUGCGGAAGCCGAAAAAGAUGACGAAGAUUUAGAUGAUGAAGAGGACGAUGAUAGCGCCACUGGAGAGGCGAAUGAAGUGGAUGAGGAAGGACAUGAUGAGCUGUAAGCAUCGAGAAAAAAAAGAGAGCUACAUCGGGAGUAUCUCCGGCCAGGGGAUGUGCAUUUAAACUACCCUCUUCAAAACGACAUUUUAAGUAACCGUCGUUUAUCCCUAGUUUGUGUUUUUUUUUCAUGUUUUUGUUAUGAUGCAGUACGGAGACUAUGUUCAAAUAGUCGCUGUUGUUUAUCUCAGACAAGUCAGCGUUUUUUUUUGCGAGCAAAAACUUGAGUUGCAAGAAAAGCAGGGAACUCUAUCGCACCAGCCGUUAGUGCUUGUAUUGAACAUAUGAAAUGAAUAAGUCUGAAAAUCAUUUUAAGCGAAAAUGUGGGAUUCGCAGCGCGACAGCGAGCUGCAAAAAGAAACGGUCGGCUUUGCGUGCCUGCUUUGUGACUGCGAGCUACUGAAUGAACCAUGAUUUAGGUGUAUGAUGUGCGUGUAUAUAAGUUUCUUCUCUGUUUAAUUCAAAUUGAAUUACUUUUAGAAUCGUAGGAGAAAAAAAAAUCGAAAUAAAUUCGCUGAACAUUGA
Molecule: messenger RNA, 1977 nt
Organism: Wyeomyia smithii (pitcher-plant mosquito)
Lineage: Eukaryota; Metazoa; Arthropoda; Insecta; Diptera; Culicidae
Product: calreticulin
Exons: 3
Coding region: 231-1457 (408 amino acids)
Biological process (GO): protein folding
Cellular component (GO): endoplasmic reticulum; endoplasmic reticulum membrane
Molecular function (GO): calcium ion binding
Source: RefSeq, a predicted model, not a curated record